Messenger RNA from Cryptomeria japonica (Japanese cedar), 879 nucleotides. RefSeq names its product AAA-ATPase At5g57480-like. NCBI's taxonomy places the organism in Eukaryota, Viridiplantae, Streptophyta, Pinopsida, Cupressales, Cupressaceae. The record is from RefSeq and is a predicted model, not a curated record. Gene Ontology annotation, molecular function: ATP hydrolysis activity; ATP binding. The transcript has a single exon. The coding region runs from base 1 to 879 and encodes 292 amino acids.
AUGGAAUUGGAAGCCAUAAUCGGAAAGAUCUUAUCCAUACUCGGGAUUCUGACAUUCGCACAGAGCUAUCUUCCCCCACAGGUACGCCAAAUCGUGAGACAAUGGGUGAUGCGCAUUGUUGACUGCGUAAAUAGAUGUUGCUGCGUGAGCCUCCCAGAAUUCAAAGGAAAGCACGGAUGGAACAUGAACGAGCUGUACACGGACGCGGAAGAGUACGUGAAAACUCUGGAAAGCGCCUCGGAAGCUCGCAAUCUAACGGCGUAUCGAGGCAUAAAUGCGAGAGAGUUGGGCAUCUCUCCCGACACAGAACAACUCAUCCACGACUCAUUCCGCGGAGUUAGAAUGUGCUGGACCCAACACACCAUACAGAAAAUGGCGGACAAAGAAACCGUUGAAAGACAGGCCUAUACUCUCAAAAUGAACAAACUAGACCAGAACCUCCUCAAGGCCUAUUUGAGCCACGUAUCCGAAAAGGCGGCGGAGCAUAAACUGGGCAAAAGGGAACUCAAAUUAUAUACCAACAGUGGAGUUUGCGCCAUUCGUGGACAAGGAUGGAAUAGCAUGCCUUUCAAGCACCCAUCUACUUUUCAUACGCUCGCACUCGAUCCAUCCAUAAAGAAAACAAUUAUCAAUGAUCUUGAUCGAUUUAAGGCCGGUAAAGAUUUCUACAGACAGAUCGGUCGCGCCUGGAAAAGCGGUUACCUUCUUCAUGGCCCUCCCGGAACGGGAAAGUCCAGCUUAAUUGCCGCCGUGGCAAACUACAUGAAAUAUGACAUCUAUGAUCUUGAACUCACUAAGGUCUCUCAUAACCAGGAGCUCCGUGCCCUUCUUACUCAGACCAGUGAAAAGGCCAUCAUUGUUAUCGAGGAUAUUGACUGA